AAGCAGCUCUUUUCCCUUUGGGUUCUAUCGCCAGGUUACCCUCACAUUCACAAACACAAAACAUAAAACAGGAGGCGUCCCAGAACGCCACAUGGGGGGUAAACCUUCCCCUGGAGUUCGUUUGACUCUCCCAGGACCUCGCUAACAUUCUCGGUUCCUUGUGUGUGAUGGACCGGCGCACAACGGCAACAACACGCUCUCAUCACUUCAGGGUGUCCGUGCGCACUUCCUCCUCCCUGCGCCUCCGAAUCGACCCAGUCUUUCUUCCUUUUCAUCCUCUUUUCCCUUUUUUUUAAACUCGUCCUCCCCCCACCUCUCCGCCCGGUGGUAUCGCCCGACGGUGAAGCGGAGAGCGCAGUUAUCGGCUGCAGGUCGCGCGGAGAGGAACGCAGAUCUACGGACCCUCGAACCUGUUUCUGGUCUGCUCAAAGUGCAAGUCCCGUUCGCUUUUUGUAAAUCUGGCGUUUUUCAUCAACUUGGGAAAUACUAAACAGCCUUGAAGAAUCGAUUUGAAAAGGACAGACGGCCCUCUCAGCCCCGUCCCUACACCCCAGUGAUGCUUAGCUGCUUUUUCCCAGAGGCCCACCUUGGCAGUUAGAGGAGAGGUCAUCACCAUGACAGCAUCCUCACUGGAGUCACGCCCCUCGUCUGUGGCUGCCCUCCUCCUGCUCCUCCUCUUACCGGCUGUUUUAGCGCAGAACUCUGCCGUCCCAACGACUCCGACCCCGCCUUUGUUUAAUCCGCUGAACCGCCCCGAGUGCACGAAGAAAGAGCAUCCAAAGGUUUCGAUUCAAGUGCUCAGCCCGUGGAUUUCCAUUUUCUCCCAGCCUGGAGUGAAAGACUACUCACAGCUCACCCUUGACCUGACUAGGAAUGAGCUUAUUGUAGGUGCCAGAAACUACCUUUUCAGACUGGACCUGAAUAAUAUGUCACUAGCACAGGCGACGGAGUGGGCGCCAGAUGAGGAAACCAGGAGGUCCUGUCAGAGCAAAGGCAAAACGGAGAUUGAAUGUCAGAACUACAUCAGAGUCCUGCUGCUGAACAAGACCGAGGUCAUGACCUGCGGCACGAAUGCUUUCCAGCCUCUUUGUAUCACCAGAGAGGUGGGUAACCUGAGCCGAGUGUUGGAGCGUGUAAACGGCGUGGCCCGGUGUCCGUACGACCCUCGUCACAACUCCACGUCUGUGGUGACGGAGAGCGGAGAGCUGUAUGCUGCCACUGUCAUCGACUUCUCGGGCAGGGAUCCUGUCAUUUACAGGAGCCUGGGAGGCAUGCCACCUCUGCGGACGGCCCAGUACAACUCCAAGUGGCUCAACGAGCCCCACUUCAUCUCAGCCUACGAAAUUGGUCUCUUCACUUUCUUUUUCCUGAGGGAAAACGCGGUGGAGCAUGACUGUGGCAAGACAGUCUAUUCCCGCGUGGCCCGAGUCUGCAAGAAUGACAUCGGUGGGCGAUUUCUCCUGGAAGACACAUGGACCACAUUCAUGAAGGCGAGGCUCAACUGCUCCCGCUCUGGAGAGAUCCCUUUUUACUACAACGAGCUGCAGAGCACCUUCUACCUGCCUGAGCAAGACCUCAUCUAUGGCAUCUUCACCACCAACGUCAACAGCAUUGCAGCAUCUGCCGUGUGUGCAUUCAACCUGAGCGCCAUCACCCAGGCCUUCAAUGGACCUUUCCGCUCCCAGGAGAAUCCGCGCUCCACCUGGCUUCCCACGCCCAACCCCAUCCGUGACUUCCAGUGUGGAACUAUAAGCGAUCGGGGUCCCAAUGAGGGCUUGACAGAGCGCAGUCUGCAGGAUGCUCAGCGGCUCUACCUCAUGAACGACGUCGUGCAGCCCGAGUCUGUCGAUCCGCUCGUCAUGCAGGAUGACGUUCGCUUUUCAAACCUGGUUGUAGACAUCGUUCAGGGAAUGGACACCCUCUACCACGUCAUGUACAUCAGCACAGAAUACGGCACUAUUCUGAAAGCACUGGCGACAUCCAACAAGAACUUGCAGGGCUGCUACCUGGAGGAGAUGGAGCUCCUCCCACCAGGUGUGCGAGAGCCAAUCCUGAGCCUUCAGAUCCUGCACAGCGACAGAUCUCUGUUUGUUGGGCUGAGUGACAGGGUGAUGAAGAUCCCUCUGGAGAGAUGUGGCACCUACAAAACGGAAACAAUGUGUUUGGAGGCGAGGGACCCAUACUGUGGCUGGGACUUCAGACAGCGUAGAUGUACCACCCUGGAAGACAGCUCCAACAUGAGCCAGUGGAAGCAAAACAUCACUGUUUGUCCGCUGAGGAACCAGACCACCAAUGGGGGUUUUGGACCGUGGGCACAAUGGCAGCCCUGCAACAACGAUGACCCCGUGGACGGCGUGAGCUCCUGUUUGUGUCGCUCCAGAUCUUGCGAUAGCCCUCUUCCGCGAUGUGGAGGCAAAAACUGUGUAGGACCCACCAUUGAAGUCUCAAACUGCUCAAGAAAUGGAGGCUGGACACCAUGGUCGUCAUGGGGACAGUGCAGCACAACCUGCGGGACAGGAUUCGAGCUCCGCCAGCGCUCUUGUAACAACCCGUCUCCAAGACAUGGCGGGAGGGUGUGCGUGGGGCCAAGCAGGGAUGAAAGGUUUUGCAAUGAGGGCGUUCCGUGUCCACAGCCCAUAUUCUGGACCCCGUGGAGCUCCUGGACCAAGUGCAGCACAGCCUGUGGGGGAGGGGUCCACUCCAGGGUCCGCACCUGCGAAAACGGCAACAGCUGCCCCGGAUGUGCUCUGGAAUACAAGGCCUGUAACCUGGAAGCCUGUCCCGAGGUCAAGAGAAACACACCUUGGACACCAUGGAUGCCUUUUAAUGUGACCCAGAGUGGAGCUCGUCACGAGCAGAGGACGCGGUACAUGUGCCGAGCUCACCUGUCUGACCCGCACGAGCUGCAGAUCGGACGGAGGAAGACGGAGACACGCAUCUGUAAGCACGAUGGGACGGCAUCGUGUGAAACCGACAGUCUUGUGGAGGAGCUUCUAAAGACACCGGUGGUGAGAAUUGCUGGUCUGGGCUGGUCGUCGUGGGAGACCUGGUCCAGCUGCUCGCAGAGUUGCGCCAAAGGCUACCGCACCCGUCGGCGGACAUGCGCCGGGCCCGAGGGAAAGAGCGCUCCCGUGGCGUGCCGUGGUUCUCCCGUGGAAUACCAGGACUGUAACGUGCAGCCGUGUCCCGUGAACGGCGCCUGGUCGUGCUGGUCGCCCUGGUCUCAGUGCUCCGUGGGUUGCGGUGGUGGUCACUACCAACGGACGCGCUCCUGCAACAGCCCCACGCCAGCCAGCGGGGGGGACAUUUGCAUAGGUCUUCACACAGAGGAAGCCCUGUGCAACACCCACACAUGUGACGAUUUUUGUGCAGAAAGAAAGGAACAGGUGGUGGAGACUCAGCAGCCAGUCGCUGAACACCAGACUGAUAGGAAAGGCAAAAGGAGUCUGUCCUCUGCCGCCACUGGGGGUGACUGUGCCAAAACUUCACACUUGAGAGCACACCGAAUGCGUCCAGGUGGCUGGAUGACCUGGUCUCAGUGGUCCGCCUGUGAUGACUCAGGCUUGCAGAUGAGGAGUCGGGUGUGUGGUUCUCAGAGCAGCACCCCCUGCUUAGGGAACAGUACCCAGCGCAGAGACUGCAAUGAAAUACCCGUCAUUCUCCCUGCAUCUGGUUUUGAUAAGGACCAGCAAUGUGGAGCCUUCACCUCCAUCCACCUAAUCGCCACCGGUGUUUCCUGCUUUCUUGGAGCGGGGUUGCUGUCCUUCCUUAUCUAUGUGUACUGUCAACGUUUCCACAAGCCAUCACAAGAGUCAGCGGUCAUCCAUCCCACCACCCCCAACCACCUGAACUACAAGGGCAACACCACACCAAAGAAUGAGAAGUACACGCCUAUGGAGUUUAAGACAUUGAACAAGAACAACCUGCUUCCAGAUGAAAGAUCCAACUUGUACCCGACGCCCCUCCAGCAGACCAACGUCUACACCACCACCUACUAUCCCACGACGCUCGGAAAGUUCGACUACCAACCAAACUCCUCCCCUUCGCCGUGCAGAACCUACAACAACAGUAACAACAGCUGAGACACAGCCCACGGACAACUCUUUGUUCCCCUACCCCAGAAGGACACUGCCCACUGCCAUGUUGGCUGAAGCAACAUCCACUGAAGUGUUUUUCUCAGAGCUUGGCUAGGAUUCUUUGUGCACCAUCGCUCUUCUCCUCGCUCCCAGUGUCCUCUGCAUGGUGGGGUUUGUGAUUUCAGUGGAACUUUUCCAUCAGAAGAUGUGGCUUUGGAGGACAGUGUAAAGCCCACGUUAGUCAGCCAGUUGGGGGUUUGUUUGGUUUUUAAAGAGCCCGACUGGAUUAAGCUGUGUCAACUCGCUGCUUUAGAUUGGAAACAAGUGGAAAGAGCUGGAGGAGAACACACUGACUGUCGGGAUUGUUGUGACUGCUGGUGCCGGCUGAUCUGAAUAAGACAUGAAACACUUUUUCUCUGGGUUUGACUCACUGUUGUACGCCUCAUUCCACAUUCUCCGCCUGUAACAAGCUUGUGUUCCUGCGCAACACAAACAGCUACAGAGGACGAAGCCUCACAUGGUCGUGUCCUGCCGCACAGCACAGAGGAAGGCAACAACAACAAAAGAGGAAAUGCAAUGAGCUCAAUGAUUAGAUAAAUUACAGAUCUGUAUCGGCUCGGUUGUUUGGGGGGGAUGCACUCCUUUUAUUGUUGGGAUUUCACGAGACAGGAAAGAUAAGAACUUUGAAGUUGAUUGAGGUUUUGUACUAAAAAAAGUAAGAACAAAACAGCGUCACCCUCAGCUGAGGAGAAAUCUCAUCUCCACUCGAGGCUCACGCCUUUUGUUAACGAGGACUCACGAGGUCAAAGCGAGGAGUGUGGGGAGCAUUCUGAAAGCUUUGGGAAAGCCAAGGUUGCCUGUACCCAAUGGAGGGCAGGGGUGAUUAUUCCUUUGAUUUUUCUAUAUCUUCUCUUUUUUUUUUCUUUGCAAGAACAACAAUAACUUCUGGAAGAGAAUUAAUUGAUUCUCCAAUUAAUUCUUCAUUGAAGGACUGCAGUUCUACUGAGUGCUAAUUAACGUGGCGGCCAUAUCAAAUAUGGCUGCGGUUCUAGAAAGUGGGUUUUCUAUGAAAGUAGAAUAAGCUAGCAAAGAAGCACUUGUCCUUUUUUGAUUUUUAAAUAUUGUUUUAAGAUGUUGAUUGAUUUAUGCUCCAAUGAGCUGUAGCAUAGGAGGAAAUAUUUUUGUUAAAAAAAUGUAACAGAUUUUAGCUUUUUUUUCACUUCACUGAAGGGUUAUACAUUUCUAAUCUUCAUUACGUGAAAUAUUCUAAAUUAAAUCAUGAUUUUUAAUGUUUUGGAGCUUGUUGAGUUUUUUUUUUUUUGUUUUUUUGUUUUUGCCUACAAAUACUAACAACACAACCCCUUUGCCCAAACUUAAAGAAAAAAUCGAACUAUGCUUGCCUAGAAGUUUGUCCGUUAAAAAAAUGUAAAAAAUGAACGCAUGAAUGUGUGAAUGUGUGUAGGUGAAAGCACAUGUGUGCCAGAACAAAGAAAACAGGGGAGGAGUGGUUGUAUUUUGUAUAAUGUAAAUGCUUUCAUACAUAUGACUGAGUUUUGGUUUUGUGGUUCCCUCUUUAAGAAUUUUUCUUGUUUGCUUUUCUCUAUUGUGUACUGUGGCCCUGAAGGGCAAAUCACUCAACGCAAAAAUAACACAAGUAAAAAAGCAAAAAAAAUAUUAAAAAGAAAACAAUAUUACAUUUUUAUAAACAAAUUCCAGACAGCAAAGGAAAAAAAACAGAAGUACUGGAAAGAUAAGUAGCUAUUAUGAGGCAUCGCUGAUUGGAUGAUGUUUGGCCAUAAUUUUGACUAAAAGCUGUUUGAUAUGAAUCAAUACUGGAUACUAGUACAUGUCUUUUCCAGUUUAUCAUUGUGUUCCUUUUUUUACAUUUUGCUUUCUGAAAAAUACUUUUGUUUUCGGAAAUGUUUUGAUUUUAGGUUCAAUGAAGUUUAAGUUUAAUUUAUAUGGCGCCUUAAAAUGACCUCGAUCAAAACAAGGCGCCGUAGCUUAAAAGUUUUAAAAAACAAUAAAAACAACUGCAAGUUUUUGUUUUUUACGUUUCAGUUUCUGGAGUUUUGUUUUAUUUUCCUAAAAUGCAAUGCUGUUUUUUAAAUAUUUUAUUUGCGUCGAUUGAUUGGCUGGUGAGAUUUGAACUUCAAGGCCACCGUAGUUGUAGAAUCACAAGAUAAAUCAUCACCUCUUUCUCAGCGCUGACAUUAUUUAUAGUCAGUUUGAAUUGUAAAGGGCAUUUUCACUGUUAUAUUUUAUCAUACUUUCCUGAUAGACGAGUUCUAACCCGACUUUUGAGUUCAGCUAAGUGUACACGCACAACACGAGAGCUCUAUUUGUACAUAGAAGCAGCAGCUUUCAGCCCAUUCAGCGUUCUCGACGAGGAAUGUGUAAAUGUAUCUGUAUAUUGUACAGUUAACACUGUUUGUUUAAAAAAAGAAGAAGAAAAAAAAGAAAAGCCUUACAGUUGUUUAAAAAAAAAAAAAGUGCAUCAGCUAAGUAAACAGCAAACCGAGAGGAUUGUCUGGACAAAGCUUCACAACGUGACUCACCGCCUGUUGACAACAACCUGCAGCUGAUCAAACACCAUGUUUCCAGAGAGCUGGAACCAAGACGGACAAUAACUUUGUGAAGCAUUAUUGACCCCAUUAUACAAUUUAAACUAGCAAACAGUGGUUAAGUGGAAUUCGUUUUCUAAAUCAAGCCCCUGCUAGCCUGGUUAAAACCCUCCCUUCAUUUCAUUGGUAACUCCACUCUGUACCCUGCAACGUGAGGCCCUUCUAUGCAACUUACCAGGUGUACUGUUAGACCUGUCAUGUAGACUAUAAUCACUGCCUUUUAGACACUGUGAAUUUUUUGUACUCUAUAUUUUUGUAUAUUGUACAUUAAAAGAGACAAUAAACCUUAAUGCAAACAUGAA
Oryzias melastigma (Indian medaka) is the source of this 7002-nucleotide messenger RNA. It is a transcript of the gene sema5ba, whose product is annotated as sema domain, seven thrombospondin repeats (type 1 and type 1-like), transmembrane domain (TM) and short cytoplasmic domain, (semaphorin) 5Ba. The record is from RefSeq and is a predicted model, not a curated record. The transcript is spliced from 24 exons. Gene Ontology annotation, biological process: semaphorin-plexin signaling pathway; axon extension; neural crest cell migration. NCBI's taxonomy places the organism in Eukaryota, Metazoa, Chordata, Actinopteri, Beloniformes, Adrianichthyidae. Gene Ontology annotation, molecular function: chemorepellent activity; semaphorin receptor binding. Bases 615 to 4082 code for a protein of 1155 amino acids.